AUGCAUGGAAAAGGAAAGUUAGAUUUUGCAGACGGUAACCAAUACAUAGGUGAUUGGGUUGAUGACCGAAGAACGGGCCAAGGUGUUUAUAGCUACGCUAAUGGUGGCCAUUCACGCUCAGCUAUUACUCGCUUUACCUAUCAAAUAAAUGAACAAGUAUCGGGACAACGGAAAGAUAACAAAAUGAACGGACAAGGAAAGUUUGAUUUUGCAACCGGCGAACAGUACAUAGGUGAUUGGUUGGAUGACGACAACAAAGAACAUGGAAAAGGAACAUUUGUUUGGGGGCCUGGAAGUCAAUGUUCAGGCGAUGAAUACACAGGUGAUUGGGUUGAUGGACGUAGGACAGGUCAAGGUGUUUACAUUAGUGCCAAUGGUAAUCGCUACGAGUGCAGAUAUUCACAAAUCAUUCGUUAA
Molecule: messenger RNA, 417 nt
Organism: Rotaria socialis
Lineage: Eukaryota; Metazoa; Rotifera; Eurotatoria; Philodinida; Philodinidae
Source: the annotation of a GenBank genome assembly